Messenger RNA from Neoarthrinium moseri, 1614 nucleotides. RefSeq lists its product as uncharacterized. The transcript is spliced from 2 exons. Lineage: Eukaryota; Fungi; Ascomycota; Sordariomycetes; Amphisphaeriales; Apiosporaceae. The coding region runs from base 1 to 1614 and encodes 537 amino acids. The record is from RefSeq and is a predicted model, not a curated record.
AUGUUCCGGAGAUCAGCUCCCCCAACUAGGGUUCCUACGGAUACCGUUAUCCCCUUCCGUUACUUUGAUGAUACCCCGCUAUGGCGAUCUUUCAUUUUGUAUUCCAUGUUUGUGUACGACGAGGUGCUUGACCCAGAACGGCUCCGGAACAGCCUCGAAGAGCUGGCCAGGCGAGACGGCUGGCAGAAAAUCGGGGCCCGGUUGCGUCGUAACGAAACAGGGGGCCUAGAAUAUCACGUGCCCAUACAGUUCACGACAGAACGUUCAGCCGUGGCAUACUCCCAUACCACAUUUGACAUGCUUAGUACGGAUCAUGCUGUCGCAUCGCGCCUACCGAGACCAAGUGCAACGCCCGCAACAGUUUGUGACCCGGACGAGUUUCGCAGCCUGUUCCAGAAGGAUGGCGCCCCGACUGAGUUGAACCAUUAUCUAAAUGCAGAUGUCCCUCAGAUUGGUCUUCACAUUGUGUCGUUCAAAGAUAAAACCCUAGUCUCGCUAUACUGGCCGCAUACCUUGAUGGACGCAUUAGGGAAGCAAGACUUUCUUAAAGCAUGGACGUUGGUAUUACAGGGCCGCGCUGACGAGGUCGUCCCUCCACUUAUGCCCGAUAAUGACCCUCUUUCGGACCUUGGAAAACAUCCAAGCGAGGCUCAUAAACUCGAGAAACAACGCAUGUCAAUGCUGCAGCUUGUGGGAUACGGACUAGGCACCAUUCCCAGCCUUUUCAGUAGCAAGAAGAACCGCAUGGUCUGUGUGCCUGCGGCGUUUGUGCAAAAGCUACGCAGAGAGGCUUAUAUCGACCUCGCGGAUGAGAGAGCCGAGAAUUGCUCCAUCAGCUUGACAACUGGGAUGGCAAAUCAUUCUCUCAGCUCAGCCGACGAACCAUUAUCUGCACCCUCAAGCCCUUCAGAUGGCGGAUUUUCACCCACAAGCCUUUCGCCCACAUCGUCUGCAAUCUCAUAUGAGACGAAAGCCUCUACUGUGGCUUCCGACGAGGAUGGGUACUUCCUGAGCGAUGGGGACAUCCUCUGCGCAUGGUGGACAAAACUUGCAGUCUCACAUCUCCCCGCCAGUUCACGGCGGACGGUUUGCAUCAACAACGCCUACUCGCUGCGUUCGCCCUUGGCUGAGGACCUGCUUCCUCAGAGCAACCCCUACAUUUCUAACGCCGUUGGAUUCAUCAACGUGUUGCUGCCUGUAGCCGACAUCCUCAGUCAGCCGCUUGGCCGUGUGGCGUCUACUUUCCGCCAGACCAUCAAGGCGCUGGGAACUCGUGCCCAGGUAGAGGCGUUCGCUUCGAUGUGGAGAGAAUCAUCCGCAAAGUUGCCACCCUUUUUCGGCGACAGCGGCAUGCACAUGGUCACCUACUCAAAUUGGUGCAAGGCUCGACUCUUUGAGACGGACUUUUCGGCAGCAGUGCCCAACUGGGAGCCGACAGAGAAGAUGCAAAAGCCCCUCAGGCCAACAUAUAUACAAAACUGCCAGUUUGGACUAUGUCUUCCGAACGGAUUCCCCAUCAUUGGGAAGGAUAACGAUGGCAAUUACUGGCUGUCCGGUUACAUGAACAAGGGCCACUGGGACCAGAUUGAGGAACAGCUUGCGCGAAUGGUAUAG